Messenger RNA from Camelus dromedarius (Arabian camel), 3719 nucleotides. RefSeq names its product FosB proto-oncogene, AP-1 transcription factor subunit (gene FOSB). Gene Ontology annotation, biological process: regulation of transcription by RNA polymerase II. NCBI's taxonomy places the organism in Eukaryota, Metazoa, Chordata, Mammalia, Artiodactyla, Camelidae. The coding region runs from base 562 to 1578 and encodes 338 amino acids. The transcript is spliced from 4 exons. Gene Ontology annotation, cellular component: nucleus. Gene Ontology annotation, molecular function: DNA-binding transcription factor activity, RNA polymerase II-specific; RNA polymerase II cis-regulatory region sequence-specific DNA binding. The record is from RefSeq and is a predicted model, not a curated record.
UUCAUUCAUAAGACUGAAAGCUACGGCCAAGGCAGGGACACGCGGAGCUGGGACUUGAUUGUUGUGGUUGUUCUUCUUGAGGCUGUGAAAUUCGGUUUAUUAUUUUUUUCCGGAAAGUUUUUGGAAGGCUUCUUCUAGAUAAUUCUACAUUUUAUUUUGGAAGAUCGACUUACUUUUUUUCUUCUUCUUUAUUACUCCCCUCCCCCCGUGGGACCCGCCGGACGCGUGGAGGGGACCGCACCCGAAGCAGAUUCUGUACAGCGGGACAAAGCUUUCCACCUCUGGGGGAGCGAUCCCCCCUCGCCCCUGGUCCUACGGAGCCUGGACUUCCAGGAGGCACAGCGGCAUCUUGUGGGGGCCUGGGCACCGCAAAGGAAUUACACAGAAACUUUGCCAUUGUUGGAGCGGGACGCUACCUUCACCCCGAGUUUCCCCGGACAGCGUACUCUGGGGACGCGCUCGGCUCACCCCGGACUCGCACCUUUCUUCUCCCACCCGGCCAUAGCCUUGGCUUCCCGGCGACCUCAGCGUGGUCACAGGGGUCCCCCUGUGCCCAGGGAAAUGUUUCAAGCUUUCCCCGGAGACUACGACUCCGGCUCCCGGUGCAGCUCCUCACCCUCCGCCGAGUCUCAGUAUCUGUCUUCGGUGGACUCCUUCGGCAGUCCACCCACCGCCGCCGCCUCCCAGGAGUGCGCCGGUCUUGGGGAAAUGCCCGGUUCCUUCGUGCCCACGGUCACCGCGAUCACAACCAGCCAGGACCUCCAGUGGCUCGUGCAACCCACCCUCAUCUCUUCCAUGGCCCAGUCCCAGGGGCAGCCACUGGCCUCCCAGCCCCCGGCCGUCGAUCCCUACGACAUGCCAGGAACCAGUUACUCCACGCCGGGCAUGAGUGGCUACAGCAGUGGCGGAGCAAGUGGCAGUGGUGGGCCUUCCACCAGCGGAACCACCAGUGGACCUGGGCCUGCCCGCCCAGCCCGAGCCCGGCCUAGGAGACCCCGAGAGGAGACGCUCACCCCAGAGGAGGAGGAGAAGAGAAGGGUUCGCCGAGAACGAAACAAACUGGCAGCAGCGAAGUGUAGGAACCGGCGGAGGGAGCUGACUGACCGACUCCAGGCGGAGACAGACCAGUUGGAGGAAGAAAAGGCGGAGCUGGAGUCGGAGAUCGCCGAGCUCCAAAAGGAGAAGGAACGUCUGGAGUUUGUGCUCGUGGCCCACAAACCGGGCUGCAAGAUCCCCUACGAAGAGGGGCCUGGGCCGGGCCCGCUGGCGGAGGUGAGAGAUUUGCCGGGGUCAGCAUCCACUAAGGAAGAUGGUUUCAGCUGGCUGCUGCCGCCCCCACCACCACCGCCCCUGCCCUUCCAGACCAGCCAAGACGCACCCCCCAACCUGACAGCUUCUCUCUUUACACACAGUGAAGUUCAAGUCCUCGGCGACCCUUUCCCCGUUGUUAACCCUUCGUACACUUCCUCGUUUGUCCUCACCUGCCCGGAGGUCUCCGCGUUCGCCGGCACCCAACGCACCAGCGGCAGUGACCAGCCUUCCGACCCCCUGAACUCGCCCUCCCUUCUUGCUCUGUGAACUCUUUAGACACAAAACAAACAAACACACAAGGGAGAGAGAUUUGGAAGAGGAGGAGGAGGAGGAGAGAGAGGGAAAGAGACAAAGCCGGUGUGUGGGCUCCCUGCCUCUCCUGUCGGACCCUCUGCUACCACUGCCAUCGGACAGGAGGACUUCCUUGUGCUUUGUGCUGCCUCUUGUUUCUGUGGCCUGGCGAGGCCAGAGAGCUGGUGACUUUGGGGACAGGGGGUAGGGAGGGGAUGGACACCCCCAGCUGCCGGUUGGCUCACUCACUUCAACCCAAGCUCUGGGGAUGGGGUGGGGGGUGGGGGGUGAUGCCCACCUUCGGGCAAGAGGGAAGGGGGUGCAGGCGGUGGGCGGUGGGGUGGGCUGGAGUCCUUUCCAGAGAAGCCUAACAAGGAAACGCCACAGAGCUCCCCCACCCAGGGUCGCCCACACCCACCCUUCAAGGGGUCACCAGGCUGGUUCUCCCUGCUCCCCCGACCUAAGCCUAUGUAUCCAACAUUUCCAUGUGGUUAGAGCUUCCUCUGAAUUGAGCCCCCCUUUAAAGGGAAGCUGAUGCUCCCCUAUGAUAAUCUCCUUCCCCUCACCCAGACUUAGUCUGAAAUGUGAACCUCCCUCCCUGACCGUCCAGCUGCUCUUCCCAGCAAAACUGGCUCUGGUUUAAAACUCCCGCCUCCUAAGGAUGCCGCACGUUCAAACCCCAGCCCUCCGGUCUGAUUACAGUAUUAUUCCCCUCUCCCCACCUUCAGCCUCCCCUCCUGGCCUUCCUUGUUGGGCCUCUCUGAUUCAGGCAGCAGGGGGCGAUGUGACGCCUGACCUGCUGGAGAGUUUUAUACUGUGAAAUGAGUUGGCCGGAUCGUGGGGGGAGAGAACUCUUGCGGAGGGAUUGUACCCCCACUCCCCAAAGCCUUUCCGUGGUUUCCCCUACCCUCCCACCAUAUGCCUCCUUCCUCUCCUCAGAAUGAUUUAGACUCAAGGGGGCGACAGAAUGGAGAGGGGUGUGACCGUUAUCCAUCCGCGUGGCCCCUCUUCUCCCCCCAGACCAAUCCCUGGCCUUUUUCUGCAAGGCCUGGAACCCCAACCCAGCCUAGGACGCCAACUUCUCCCUCCCCUCGGCACCCCACAUCCUUUCUAGAAAGGAAGCAAGGGGAGAUUGCCAGAGGGCCCGACAUUUGUCUGGAGAUUGAAAGGCUGAGGCUUUGGCCCCCACCCUCCAUAUUUUUGGACUGGCAAACUCAAAGGGGCUGGGCUCCCGCCACCCCAGCUUCCCCUCCCCCAGCCCCAGCCCCGAUUCUUGGUUUUGGCUCCUGCACCCCGCCUUCCCUUGUGCUUCACCUCAUGAGAAUUUUAUCAUGAGGCCAAUGGAUUUUUUUUUUUUUUAAUAUCGGGUGGGUCACGCCGCCCUCAGUGCUGCAUGGAAAACAUUCCACCGCCCCGUCCCGCGGCUCCCGCCCUGAACCCAGCCCCACUCCUGUGCCUAUUUAUCCAUUUCCUGGUUUCCGAAAGGCACUUAUAUCUAUUAUGUAUAAAUAAAUAUAUUAUAUAUGGGUGUGUGUGUGCGUGAGUGCGAGUGUGUGAGCGCUUCUGCAACCUUGGCCUAGGUCACGUUGGCCCUCAAAGCCAUGCCAUUGAAUUGGAAACACUGCUUCUGGAGACUUUGAGACUGCUUGUCUCUGGCUGUCUCUCUCUGUAGCUGUCUCUUUUCUAACUGUCUCGGCCCUUCUGGUUGUUUCUAGCCGUCUCUGGCUGCCUCCUUCCCGCUCCGUCUUUUCUUGUCCUGUUUUUGCCAGACCUUUUCCAUCUGUCUCCGUCCUGAGGUCCCUGAUCCUCCAGCCGUCUCCCAACUCUGGGUUCGUUGGGGACCUGAGAUUUUAUUUUUGUGAGUAAGACUGAGGGAUUAUAGAUUUUCACAAUCUGUAUCUUUGAGAAUUCUGGGUGUGAGUGUGAGACUGUGAGCAGGGCCUGCCCCUGCAGACCACCAUUUAUUGACUCCCCAACCCCCACCCCCCAUGCUGUAUUUGUGAUUUUCUUUGUAUUUUGCACCUGACCCCCGGGGGGUGCUGGGGCUGGCUGGCACUGGGCUGCUACCCUCCCCCUCGUGGUUCUGCACUGUCGCCAAUAAAAAGCUCUUAAAAAUG